AUGUUUGGAGGCUUUAACCAAAAAUCUUCCUCCUCCGCCCCCUCCUCCUGUCGGCCUACUCCCUGUAAGGUGCUGUGCCGAUUAGCCCUGAGGUCAGGAAGUGACAUCAUUGCAUGUAGCUAUUGUUCCGGUUCUCGUAAAGAGCAGCUCGAGCCAUCCACGAUGACAACAGCGGCAAGGCCCACGUUUGAGCCAGCCCGUGGAGGAAGGGGCAAAGGAGAGGGGGAUUUAAGUGCUCUGUCCAAGCAAUACUCCAGCAGAGAUCUACCAGGACAUACCAAGAUAAAAUACAGACAACCUACUCAGGAUGCCCCCGAGGAGGUCCGUGCCCGCGACUUCCGCAGGGAACUGGAAGAAAGGGAGCGUGUGGCAGUACGUGAGAAAACCAGGGAGAGAGGACCAAGAGAGCACACAACUUCAUCUUCAUCUUCCAAGCGGCUGAGGCUAGAUCAAAUCCCUGCAGCUAACCUUGACGCUGAUGACCCGUUGACAGAUGAUGAUGAAGAUGAGAAUUCUGAUGAGGACAGUGAUGAUGAUGACACUGCUGCACUUCUGGCAGAGUUGGAGAAAAUUAAGAAAGAACGUGCUGAGGAACAAGAGCGCAAGGAGCGUGAGCAAAAGGCUGAAGAAGAGAGGAUCCGAAUGGAGAACAUCUUGAGCGGGAAUCCACUGAUUAAUUUAGCGGGACAGCAGCAGCAACAGCAACAGCAACAACAACAGAACAUUCAGACGCAGAGCGCAUUCAAAGUCAAAAGAAGGUGGGAUGAUGAUGUUGUUUUCAAGAAUUGCGCCAAAGGAGUGGACGAGGCUCGAAAGGAAAAACGUUUUGUCAAUGACACCCUGCGUUCAGAGUUUCACAAAAAGUUUAUGGAGAAGCGCUCCUCGUCUCGUCAGCCCAGCGUUGAUUCAUUAUCCAGUUCUUCCACGUCCCGCUCUGACCGCUCUGCUCAGGUCAAGCCCCCCUUGUCCUCAGAGUCCACCUCCAAUGAGUUUUCCCCGGAGCUAAGGGUGAAACCCAAAGCGUUUACAAAGCAAAUCUGCAGAGAGACAGACAAACAGGAACCACAACUACUUCCAAAUGAAAUUGUACAAGAUUUAGCGAAAGAUGUCACCUACUUCUGCCCGUUCAUUGGAGCCAUAAGGGGAUCUGUGAUCAUCACAAACUACAGAUUAUUCUUUAAAUGCAUGGACAGAGAACCUGCAUUUGUGUUGGACAUUCCACUUGGUGUAGUGAGUCGUGUGGAGAAGAUUGGUAAUGCCUCGAUCCGGGGGGAUGUUUCAUAUGGGAUUGUAUGCAAGGAUAUGCGUAAUCUCCGAUUUGCACACAAGCAGAUAGACGACACUCUCAGGAAGUCCAUUUUUGAGGGGCUAACGAAAUUUGCGUUUCCUGUUUCCAAUGGACUGCAAAUUUUUGCUCUUCAUUAUGGACAAGUGUUCCCUGAAAAUGGUUGGAAAGUCUAUGAUGCUGUCGCUGAGUACAAAAGACAGAGUAUUCCUAAUGAAAGCUGGAGAGUAACUAAAGUAAAUGAUCACUAUGAACUCUGCGACACUUAUCCAUCAACACUUGCGGUGCCUGUCAACAUGCCAGAUGAGGAUCUAAAGAGGGUGGUGACCUUCAGGGCUAAAGGAAGGAUUCCUGUUUUGUCUUGGAUUCAUCCAGAAAGUCAGGCUACAAUCACACGUUGCAGUCAGCCUAUGGUUGGUGUGAAUGGCAAACGCAGUAAAGAGGAUGAGAAGUACCUCCAAGCAAUAAUGGAUGCAAAUGCUCAGUCUCAUAAGCUUAUCAUUUUUGACGCCCGGCCCAGUGUCAAUGCUGCAGCCAACAAGAUGAAAGGUGGUGGAUAUGAAAGUGAGGAUGCUUAUCAGAACGCAGAACUUGUCUUUUUAGACAUUCACAAUAUUCAUGUUAUGAGAGAGUCUCUUCGUAAACUUAAGGAAGUAGUUUAUCCGAACAUCGAGGACUCUAAUUGGCUUUCCAACCUGGAGUCUACUCACUGGCUAGAACACAUCAAACUCAUAAUGGCCGGAGCAUUGCGAAUUGCUGACAAAGUUGAAUCUGGCAAAACAUCCGUUGUGGUUCACUGCAGUGAUGGUUGGGACCGCACGUGUCAGCUCACAUCUUUGGCCAUGCUGAUGCUUGAUGGCUAUUACCGCACUAUCCGUGGAUUUGAGGUACUGAUUGAAAAAGAGUGGCUCAGCUUCGGUCAUCGUUUCCAGACGCGUAUUGGUCAUGGAGAUAAAAACCACACUGAUGCUGACCGCUCACCUGUUUUUAUCCAGUUCAUUGACUGUGUCUGGCAGCUCACACGUCAGUUUCCUGCAGCUUUUGAAUUUAAUGAAUAUUUCCUGGUGACUAUCUUGGAUCAUCUGUACAGCUGUCUUUUUGGUACAUUUUUGUGUAACAGUGAACAACAGCGGAUGAAGGAAGACAUUCCCAAGAAAACUGUGUCCUUGUGGUCAUAUGUAAACAGCCAACUGGACGAUUUCACUAACCCUCUGUAUGUGAACUACUCCAAUCAUGUAUUGUUCCCUGUUGUCAGCCUGCGCCACUUAGAGCUUUGGCUUGGUUACUACAUCCGCUGGAAUCCCCGGAUGAGACCUCAGGAACCAGUCCACCAGCGCUACAAGGAGCUGUUAGCAAAGCGCGCUGAAUUGCAACGGCGAGUGGAGGAGCUUCAGCGAGAAGUGGCCAGAAGUCGCUCUGCUUCAUCCUCAUCAGAACAAGCAGGGUCUCCAACACGCUCCAUCACACCUGUGCAAACCUUUGUUUGA
Molecule: messenger RNA, 2772 nt
Organism: Knipowitschia caucasica
Lineage: Eukaryota; Metazoa; Chordata; Actinopteri; Gobiiformes; Gobiidae
Source: the annotation of a GenBank genome assembly